Messenger RNA from Ctenopharyngodon idella (grass carp), 3627 nucleotides. RefSeq names its product calcium channel, voltage-dependent, gamma subunit 4a (gene cacng4a). The transcript has 4 exons. Gene Ontology annotation, molecular function: voltage-gated calcium channel activity; channel regulator activity. Bases 1254 to 2237 code for a protein of 327 amino acids. Gene Ontology annotation, cellular component: postsynaptic density membrane; AMPA glutamate receptor complex. Gene Ontology annotation, biological process: regulation of AMPA receptor activity; calcium ion transport; positive regulation of synaptic transmission, glutamatergic. The record is from RefSeq and is a predicted model, not a curated record. Lineage: Eukaryota; Metazoa; Chordata; Actinopteri; Cypriniformes; Xenocyprididae.
AAAAAUGCCAAACCGGAAGCGACGUAACAGGAGGGAGUGCGGCCAAUUUAAAUGUUUUAUAUGUCCCCACGGCGGGGGAAUCCUGAAGUAUGACGUAUGAGGGAAACCCCAGGGUACUGCAUCACAGCGCUGCCAUAUAAGUUAAGAAAACUAACAACCGAGAGAAAUAUGUACUCCUCAGAUGUAAUAUUUGAAUCUGUACAUCAGCAUCAGGUGGAAAAAGCGUUAUAAAAGCAUCUUGUUCAUGGUAGAGAAAGCUGCUUACAUGCAGUCACAAGGAAAGUAAUUGUGAAGACAUUGAAUUAAACAUAAACUCUGCUUUUGUGUUUUUAUCAGCUUUUCCGCAUAUAUUUUGGCCUUAAUAAUUAUCACAUACACUUGCUCUAUUUGUGUAAAUCCGUUUUUGUGAAUGAAUGAAUGAAUGAAUGAUUCUCUAGGUGUAGUUUGUGUCUUGUUAACAGCCGCUAACGGCACCUGCUGGUGAGGACGAUUAACAGCAGAUGGAGAUCAUGCAUCGGCAAUCUACUGCUAUUCCUGCAGUUCCCGGAUGUUCAAUGUUGAAUUUUCUGUCCAAUUUGAACCACUGAAUUUGUGGAAGCGAAUUUGUAAAGCGAAAUAAAAUGGACCGAAAAUUGCCUGUUGAAUAUUAUAGGUUGUAUUUUUAAACAGACUGAAUAGAUUGGAAGUUAAAUCUGAAAGGUGAAUAUGAAUCUUUUUUAAUAAUGAAAAUGUGUGUGAAAUGUUUUGAAUGUUGAAUAUUUGAAGUGAAAUAUUCACAGCUUAAGUAUACGACCACGCUGAAUUUCAGCCCAUAAAAAUGCAAGCCCUAAAAAUACAAUGCAUUCAAAUGUAAGGACGAUUAAUGCAAUGCACAUUUUUUUUCAAUUAGUGUAAUUCAACAAGCUUUUUAUUUCAAAAACAUUUGGCGUUAAUAAACUUACAUAACCGUUACGGUCGUUAUUUAAAGGUUUUAAAAAUAAAAACCCAAAAAUAACAUUAAUUUCAGCAAGUCGGUCACCGUCAUGUAGGCUAGAUGAAACAGGUAAAUUCUCUCAAAAGGGCGAGAAACACGAGAUGUGAACACUUUGUGUUAGAAGUCUCAGCUUCUUUUUUUCCACAUAUGUCGUAGUUUCCAUCCAAAAAUGUUUGAAUGAUGUGCUCAUGCGUGGCUGAAUUUGAACACGCAACAGAGAUAGGUGAAAUGUACUGUGAAGUUCUCUUGAUGCGCUCAUUUCAGUCUAGCUUACGGUGUCAUGGCUUGGCGUGAUCGUGGAGUUCAGAUUGUUUUGACAAGCCUGGGCGCAUUCGCAGCGAUCAGCCUGAUGUCUGUUGCUAUCGGGACCGACUACUGGCUCUACUCUAGAGCACACAUCUGUAACACGACCAGAAACGCAACAGAUGAAACCCAAACCUUCCUGCAGCCAAAGAAAACACGAGGAGAUCUUACGCAUUCUGGACUUUGGAGGGUCUGCUGUAUCGAAGGGAUCAACAAUGGGAGCUGCUACUGGAUCAAUCAUUUUUCUGUGGAUAAUGACUAUGACACCGACAGUUCAGAGUACAUCCUCCGAUUGGUGCGGGCAUCCAGUCUCUUCCCCAUCCUGAGUACCAUCCUGCUUCUCUUGGGAGGACUUUGUGUUGGUGUGGGCCAUGUUUACAGCAGCAGAAAUAACAUUAUUCUGAGUGCAGGAAUCCUUUUUGUAUCUGCAGGUCUCAGCAAUAUCAUCGGCAUCAUCGUUUACAUCUCUAGUAAUGCCGGAGACCCUAGUGACAAGAAAGGAGAAGAUAAGAAAAACUUAUACAGCUAUGGAUGGUCCUUCUACUCAGGUGUACUCUCCUUCAUUGUGGCUGAGGCCAUAGGUGUGUUGGCAGUUAACAUCUACAUUGAAAAGAACAAAGAGGUUCAUUUCAAGCACUUUGAGUUUAUUAAAAUGGCCCCUCCACCCUCGCCCUCCCUCUACACCAGCAUUCCAAGUUACCAUUACAGAAAACAAUGGUCCCAGUCCUGUUCUCAAUCCACAGAUGCAUCUAAAAGCACUUCCCCUGCCAUACUUAGGGUCACCAGCUCCUCAUUGCCUUUGGGGGACAUUUCAAUGUAUAUGCUGGGGAGAGAACAUCCAUUCAAAGCAGGUGCUCUGGCCUCUUAUUACACUGAUCUUGCACAUCCUAACUUCUUGCAAGCCCACAACAGCAUCCCUAAAGAUAAGGACAGUUCGAAUCACAAGAUCACUCCUGUGUGAAAAUGCAGUUAUGUCACGCAUUUACCAUUUUUCUCAGUUGUUUUUGGCUCGAGAUGUUUUUCUCAAAACAGUUUCAGUUUCUUGUUCACAAUAGAUGUGAUUUUCUAAUUCACACUCUUCACAACUUCUUUCAUCAUAUGAGCCAGCACAUGCAAAAUAAUCCAUUUAAUUAUCAAAAUGUAUCAGACAUACAUGUAUUUUACAUCAUUGAAUGUUUUCCGUUUACAUGUAAUGGAUUGCUACAACUGUGCAUAUUUUUUUUCUGUGUACUACAGUAUUGACUUUUCCCAGCCAUUUUUUUUCUUUUUAGCAUUUAUUAAAGAAGCUCAAAAACAGUAACAAUAGUGCUAUAAUGGAUUGAAAUUUUGCUUUGGAUUUUUUUGCUUUGGAUUUUUUAUUUUUAUUUUUUAUCAUUGUUCAUCAUAAAAAAAAUAAAAAAAUAAAUCCUUAGGAAAAUAAUCUUUGUCACAUAUGGUUAACUCAUUUGGUUCCUAAUGUGUCAUGGAUGACUUGCACAAUGUCCCUAGUUGCUGAACAGUUCGCUGUUGUAUAAGCAUUUAUCUAAUGAAGCAAAACUUUACUGCCUUACACACUCUAUCCUCACAUUACAUCCUCCACAGGAUAUGCAGCCAGUCAGCUGCAGCAUUCCUAAACAGUGGUGGCUCCAGGACUUUUUUUGGGGGGAGGAGCUUAAAAGUUCAAAGGGGGUGCUAAGAAGAAAAUUAAAUGCAUCAAUAACUUCAAUACCCUGCAUUUAUUGCAUUUUACUUAUUUAAUUUUCCAUUUUACCUUAAACUAUACAUUUACAAGGUCAUAUUGUAGUGUACACAGUUACUAAGCACAGUAUCAAUUCUGCUUUUAUUAUUACAUUAGCUCUAUGACUUAAUAAUGGUUUAUUGAAUCUUGUACACUACAGUCCCAUAGACAGAUAUAGGCAUAGGCUAUGUAUUUAUGUCUAUACACUAUAGGCCUAUACAACAGAUAGUGAGGGCUUUAAAACUGCGGAGAGCUAAAUGAAGGAACGUGCCUGUGCUUUUAAAACGGCAACAAAAUGGAAAAGAGCGCAGGAUGUCGAGACGUGUUUUCAAAAGUUGAACUUUUAAAUUUAACUUUUAACACUGUUUAAAAGCAUGGCUUGAGAAACUGAAAAAGCAGACGAGAUGCAAUGAACAGUCAAAGACACCUGUUUAAUGCAUUAAUCUAGUUUAGAUCUAGUUUAGCUGCGCUGGUGCUAAGCACAUUUCUGGUGGAGCUAUAGCCCCAGCAAGCCCCGGCCUAGCGCCGCCACUGUUCUUAAAGCCAAGGACAAAAUCGACUCAAUGUUUGAAGAUAUCCAUCUUUUGAGCUGUAAAAGAACAACAUUUAUGUUAUGAUGGAAGAGUAAUAUUAC